AUGAUUCGAUUUGUGUUGUUGCUCAACCGUCAGGGGAAGACGCGCCUCUCGCGGUGGUACGAAGGCGGGUUGUCUGACCAGGAAAAGUGGAAAGUGGAGAGUGGGAUCCACGCAGCAGUCCUUCAGAGACAGCGAAGGUGGGCAAACAUCCUCGACUUCCGGUCCUACCACCUGGUGUACAGGCAGUACGCGGGGCUCGUCUUUGUCGUGUGUAUCGACAGCACCGAGAACGACCUGGCUGUGUACGAAGGCAUCCAGCUGUUCGUCGAACUGCUCGACAAGUACUUCGGGACGGUCUGCGAGCUCGACAUAAUCUUCCACGUCGACAAAGUUUACUUCCUUCUCGACCAGUUCAUCCAGGCCGGAGAAAUAGUUCAAACAAGUCCGAAACUGAUCGUCUCCCGCGCGAAACGCCUGGACGGUCUCGACUGA
Messenger RNA from Neospora caninum, 432 nucleotides. RefSeq names its product Ap4s1 protein, related. Lineage: Eukaryota; Apicomplexa; Conoidasida; Eucoccidiorida; Sarcocystidae. Gene Ontology annotation, biological process: protein transport; clathrin-dependent endocytosis. Gene Ontology annotation, cellular component: AP-2 adaptor complex; intracellular membrane-bounded organelle. The transcript has a single exon. The record is from RefSeq and is a predicted model, not a curated record. Bases 1 to 432 code for a protein of 143 amino acids. Gene Ontology annotation, molecular function: clathrin-cargo adaptor activity.